GCGUUAUCAAAAAGUCGCAUUUAGAUGACGUAUAAUAUUUACCUCCACGUAUCUGAAGGGAAAACAUGGCGGAAGUGGAUGAAUCUAACAAGCCACUGUUCUCAGGGCUCUCGGAUGUGUCCAUUUCGGCCGACAUUCCAGUGGAGGGGGAGAUCACGGUCCCAGUGAGCUCCCCAUCUCAGGACGAUGCGUUCUCCACACUGGAUGAGCCUGUCAAAGACACCAUCUUGAGGGACUUAAAGGCUGUGGGACAGAAGUUUGUUCAUGUGAUGUACCCCAAGAAAAGCUCAGCAUUGCUGAGAGACUGGGACCUGUGGGGACCUCUCCUCCUGUGCGUCACACUGGCUCUCAUGCUCCAGGGAGGGUCGGCGGACAGUAAGGAUGACGGGGGCCCGCAGUUCGCAGAGGUCUUCGUGAUCGUUUGGUUCGGAUCGGUCGUCAUCACGCUCAACUCCAAACUGCUGGGCGGGACCAUCUCAUUUUUCCAGAGCCUGUGUGUGUUGGGUUACUGCAUCCUGCCCCUGACGGUGGCCAUGGUGGUGUGCAGACUGGUGCUGCUGGGAGGGGGGACUGGUUCGGUCAGCUUCGCUGUCAGGCUCAUUGUUGUGGUGGCCUCCUUCGGCUGGUCCACGUUCGCAUCCACAGCGUUUCUGGCCGAUAGCCAGCCCCCCAGCCGUAAGGCUCUGGUCGUGUACCCCAUCUUCCUCUUCUACUUCGUCAUUGGAUGGAUGAUCUUGACCUUUGCCCCCUCUCACGGACCCUGAAGACCUCUCCCCAAAGCUGUACAGACUAAUCCUUUUUUCAAUUUGGGCUGUCGCCAAGGAUAUUUACAGCACCUCCUCUCCCUCCCCUGUCACUCUCUCUCCCCCGCCCCCCCCCCUCAGUCUGGAACAGGAUAAUUCAGGAGGUAUUCUAGAGGAUGGCUCCAAAGAAUUCUUUCUCAAGUGGGUGCGACCUGGUGUGGGGGCCGCCAAUCAUUAUUGUCUUUUUGCCUUCCUGGACUUCUGAUUCGCUGGCUGGGGACGAAUAGCGCUGGCCUGGGAUCUGGUCACAGUCCUGGGUUCAGUUUGGCCCUCAGACACAGCAACCGUGGGCUCCUGUUCUAUCCGGAAUGCGGAGAUCUCCAAUCUCCAGAUCUAAUGCAUUUGAUGGUGUACACAAGAAUAAAUAAUCAGGAGAGUUCAUCAGUGCUAGUAAAUUCUAAUUCCAUUUUAUUUUACUUUUGUUGUGGGGAGAAAAGCAAAGCAGGGCAAAGGGCAAGCCCUGAGUUUCCUAUAGGGGGUUACUGCAUUCCUCAAAUGAUGUCACAGACAGGUCACUGAAAGCCCAGAGCUCAGCCCAGAGCUCAGGUUUAUGGCGUCUUUUGGAAAAUCCAGGUGACGCCAUUCACUGUUAACCGUUUAUCUCACUCUUAAGCUCUCUUCUUGUUUCCAUUGAAAUGAGAUCCAUCUCACAGCGUUAUCUGCUCAUUUCCUCUGCUGGUUUAUGUCAGACCAGGUUAAUGAUUUGUUGUGUUGGGUUCCCUCUGUUUAAUUUCUACAGAAUGCCACUUUAUGUUUGCUUGUCUUUAUACCAGUGUAAUAAUGCAGUAAGUGCAUUAGACUAGAGCUGUGUGACAACCUCUAAGUAAGGAAUGGGAUGCAGAGAUGUGUGCUUUGCACAUCUGGUUGAAGUGUUCAGAAAGUUUAUGAGACAUGUAUUUAAUUGGUACAUUAUUUAAUAAAUAUAAUGUAUAUUUCAUUGAAGUUAUAUUUUUACUCUGGUGUAAUGGUCAAAUUCAUAUUACAUGCUGAACAUUUGAUUGAAGAUAUCAGUAAUGCAAUCACUGGAGACUCGGAAACCUGCAGUAGUGGUUUCUACAUAAAUGUGUGUAUUGAAUGUAUGUUAACACUACAUUUUUUAACAUGCUUUUUCUUGCAUAUUUUUCAUACCUUAUUUUGCUGUUGUAUUGAUGAAAACUUGUGGGCUUGUGGGAGACGUUUUAAAGGAAAACUGUGAAGGUGAAUAAGAUUUUUUUUGUCGUUCGUUUUUAUUUAAUGCUCCAGUACUUUGAUCAUUACGUGAUAAUGAAGUAGAAAUGGAUAUAUUGUCAGGUGGCGGAACUCUAAUUAGUGGAAGCCAUCUGCGCAUUGCAGCUCGUUCGAAUUAAACGCAGUGCUUUUCCUUUAAAACAUGCAUGUGGAAUAAACUCCUUCUGAACCUGA
Conger conger (European conger) is the source of this 2204-nucleotide messenger RNA. It is a transcript of the gene yipf6, whose product is annotated as Yip1 domain family, member 6. Gene Ontology annotation, biological process: endoplasmic reticulum to Golgi vesicle-mediated transport. Bases 66 to 764 code for a protein of 232 amino acids. The transcript has 7 exons. The record is from RefSeq and is a predicted model, not a curated record. Lineage: Eukaryota; Metazoa; Chordata; Actinopteri; Anguilliformes; Congridae. Gene Ontology annotation, cellular component: membrane; trans-Golgi network.